Ilex paraguariensis (yerba mate) is the source of this 955-nucleotide messenger RNA. Lineage: Eukaryota; Viridiplantae; Streptophyta; Magnoliopsida; Aquifoliales; Aquifoliaceae. The record is from the annotation of a GenBank genome assembly.
GAGACUAGCGUGCUUGUAGGAAUAGGAUACUCCACAGCCACUUCCCCGAGAGUGCUCUCUUCAGUGAUGGUGACUCCGAUGAAUAUCAUCAACAUUAUCGGCGCCAUCGUCCUUUCUUUGCUAGCAGUUGUUUCGGCUGAAGUGUUCUUCGAAGAGCGCUUUGAAGAUGGCUGGGAGAAACGGUGGGUUUUCUCUGAUUGGAAGAAACACGAGAACAGGGCUGGCAAAUGGAACUACACUUCUGGAAGGUGGAGUGGAGACCCAGUCGAUAAAGGUAUUCAAACCAGUGAAGACAACAGGUUCUAUGCAAUAUCGGCCGAGUUUCCUGAAUUUAGUAACAAGGACAAGACUCUGGUGUUCCAGUUUUCUGUUAAGCAUGAGCAGAAGCUAGAUUGUGGUGGUGGCUACAUGAAGUUACUCAGUGGUAAAGUUGAUCAAAAGAAAUUUGGCGGUGGUACACCAUACAGUAUCAUGUUUGGACCUGAUAUAUGUGGGGACAGCACCAAGAAAGUUCACGCCAUUGUUUCUUACAAUGGAUCGAAUUACUUCCUCAAGAAAGAUGUGCCUUGUGCAAUUGACCGGCUGACUCAUGUUUAUACUUUCAUCCUCAAACCUGAUGCUACCUAUACCAUCCUAAUGGACAAUGUGGAGAAACGAUAUGGUAGUUUGUAUUCUGAUUGGAAGAUUCUUCCUCCGAAGAAGAUCAAAGAUCCUGAAGCCAAGAAAGUAAUUAAUAAAAAAAUAGUUAUGGAUUCUAUUCUUAGAUUAUGGUAUGGCCGUGAUGAACUUUGAUGACAACAUAGCUACUUCUUGGCCAUUUACAGCCUGAUGAUUGGGAUGAUCAGGAGUAUAUUCCUGAUCCGGAAGACAAGAAACCAGAGGGCUAUGAUGACAUUCCAGUGGAGAUACCUGAUACUGAUGCUAAGAAGCCUGAAGACUGGGAUGAUGAGGAGGA